Ochotona princeps (American pika) is the source of this 506-nucleotide messenger RNA. RefSeq names its product chromosome 16 C19orf18 homolog (gene C16H19orf18). The coding region runs from base 24 to 506 and encodes 160 amino acids. The record is from RefSeq and is a predicted model, not a curated record. The transcript is spliced from 5 exons. Lineage: Eukaryota; Metazoa; Chordata; Mammalia; Lagomorpha; Ochotonidae.
CACAACCCAUAGUUUCAACUCCAAUGAAGAAGACGGACACAUUGGAGUCUCCCAAGGGCAACCAAGAUUUUAUGGCACACACUUUAGUCCUAAGAAGUGACAACUGGAAUACAGCACUAAUUCCACGUAGACCUGCUCUUGUUCAAGUCAUUUUAAUUGCAUGUAUAGCCUUCGGCAUUGCUGUGAUAUGUGGGAUUGCAAUCUCCUAUGCAAUAUAUAGACUAGUAAAAGCGGAGGAAAGCCGACAACUUGCAUUGCUUUAUGAAAACGUCAAGAUAUCAUUCUUAGGAGAGGAAGAGGAGGGCCCUGAGGAUGACUAUCGCCAUGGGGAGUCCACUCGCCUGCUUCCAGAGAACGAGAAGAAACUGGGGACGUUCAUUCAUUCAGUAAUCAGGGCCAAAAGAAAGGAAAAUAUUGAGAAGAAGAAAUUGAGGGAAGAGCAAAAUGCAUUGAAAGACUAUAAAGCGAGGAAGGCCAUGCACAGCUCGAGGAUGGGAGGUUUCUGA